CUUACAGCCAACAGUCUUCCACUACACCUAUAUCACAGCCUUACAGCCAACAGUCUUCCACUACACCUAUAUCAUAGCCUUACAGCCAACAGUCUUCCACUACACCUAUAUCACAGCCUUACAGCCAACAGUCUUCCACUACACCUAUAUCACAGCCUUACAGCAACAGUCUUCCACUACACCUAUAUCACAGCCUUACAGCCAACAGUCUUCCACUACACCUAUAUCACAGCCUUACAGCCAACAGUCUUCCACUACACCUAUAUCACAGCCUUACAGCCAACAGUCUUCCACUACACCUAUAUCACAGCCUUACAGCCAACAGUCUUCCACUACACCUAUAUCACAGCCUUACAGCCAACAGUCUUCCACUACACCUAUAUCAUAGCCUUACAGCCAACAGUCUUCCACUACACCUAUAUCACAGCCUUACAGCCAACAGUCUUCCACUACACCUAUAUCACAGCCAACAUUCUUCCACUACACCUAUAUCACAGCCUUACAGCCAACAGUCUUCCACUACACCUAUAUCACAGCCUUACAGCCAACAGUCUUCCAUCACACCUAUAUCACAGCCAAGUCUUCCACUACACCUAUAUCACCGCCUUACAGCCAACAGUCUUCCACUACACCUAUAUCACAGCCAACAGUCUUCCAUCACACCUAUAUCACAGCCAAGUCUUCCACUACACCUAUAUCACAGCCUUACAGCCAACAGUCUUCCACUACACCUAUAUCAUAGCCCUACAGCCAACAGUCUCCCACUACAUCUAUAUCACAGCCUUACAGCCAACAGUCUUCCACUACACCUAUAUCACAGCCUUACAGCCAACAGUCUUCCACUACACCUAUAUCACAGCCUUACAGCCAACAGUCUUCCACUACACCUAUAUCAUAGCCUUACAGCCAACAGUCUUCCACUACACCUAUAUCACAGCCUUACAGCCAACAGUCUUCCACUACACCUAUAUCACAGCCUUACAGCCAACAGUCUUCCACUACACCUAUAUCACAGCCAACAGUCUUCCACUACACCUAUAUCAUAGCCUUACAGCCAACAGUCUUCCACUACACCUAUAUCACAGCCUUACAGCCAACAGUCUUCCACUACACCUAUAUCACAGCCUUACAGCCAACAGUCUUCCACUACACCUAUAUCACAGCCUACAGCCAACAGUCUUCCACUACACCUAUAUCACAGCCAACAGUCUUCCACUACACCUAUAUCAUAGCCUUACAGCCAACAGUCUUCCACUACACCUAUAUCACAGCCUUACAGCCAACAGUCUUCCACUACACCUAUAUCACAGCCUUACAGCCAACAGUCUUCCACUACACCUAUAUCACAGCCAACAGUCUUCCACUACACCUAUAUCAUAGCCUUACAGCCAACAGUCUUCCACUACACCUAUAUCACAGCCUUACAGCCAACAGUCUUCCACUACACCUAUAUCACAGCCUUACAGCCAACAGUCUUCCACUACACCAUAUCACAGUCUUAACAGCCAACAGUCUUCCACUACACCUAUAUCACAGCCUUACAGCCAACAGUCUUCCACCACAUUUAUAUCACAGCCAACAGUCUUCCACUACACCUAUAUCACAGCCUUUUACAGCCACAGUCUUCCACUACAUCUAUAUCACAGCCUUACAGCCAACAGUCUUCCACUACACCUAUAUCACAGCCAACAGUCUUCCACUACAACCUAUAUCAGAGCCUUACAGCCAACAGUCUUCCACUACACCUAUAAUCCAGCCUUACAGUCCAACAGAUCCACUACACCUAUAAUCACAGCCUUAACCAACAGUCUUCCCCAACAACCUAUAUCACAGCCUUACAGCCAACAGUCUUUCCACUAACACCUAUAUCACAGCCUUAUCAGCCAACAGUCUUCCACUACACCUAUAUUCACAGCCUUACAGCCAACAGUCUCCACUACAACCGAUACACAGCCUUACAGCCAACAGUCUUCCACUACACCUAUAUCACAGCCACAGUCUUCCACUACACCUAUAUCAUAGCCUUACAGCCACACAGUCUUCCCUACACCUAUAUCACAGCCUUACAGCCAACAGUCUUCCACUACAACCUAUAUCACAGCCUUACAGCCAACAGUCUUCCACUACACCUAUAUCACAGCCUUACAGCCAACCAUCUUCCACUACCACCUAUAUCACACCUUACAGCCAACAGUCUUCCACUACACCUAUAUCACAGUCUUAACAGCCAACAGUCCUUCCACUACACCUAUAUCACAGCCUUACAGCCAACAGUCUUCCACUACACACCUAUAUCACAGCCAAGUCUUCCACUACACCUAUAUCACAGCCUUACAGCCAACAGUCUUCCACUAACACCUAUAUCACAGCCUUACAGCCAACAGUCUUCCACUACACCUAUAUCACAGCCAAGUCUUCCACUACACCUAUAUCACAGCCUUACAGCCAACAGUCUUCCACUACACCUAUAUCACAGCCUUACAGCCAACAGUCUUCCACUACACCUAUAUCAUAGCCUUACAAGCCAACAAGUCUUCCACUACAACCUAUAUCACAGCCUUACAGCCAACAGUCUUCCCACUACACCUAUAUCACAGCCUUACAGCCAACAGUCUUCCAUCACACCUAUAUCACAGCCAAGUCUUCCACUACACCUAUAUCACAGCCUUACAGCCAACAGUCUUCCACUACACCUAUAUCACAGCCAACAGUCUUCCACUACACCUAUAUCAUAGCCUUACAGCCAACAGUCUUCCACUACACCUAUAUCACAGCCUUACAGCCAACAGUCUUCCACUACAACCCUAUAUCACAGCCUUACAGCCAACAGUCUUCCACUACACCUAUAUCACAGCCUUACAGCCAACAGUCUUCCACUACACCUAUAUCACAGUCUUACAGCCAACAGUCUUCCACUACACCUAUAUCACAAUCUUACAGCCAACAGUCUUCCACCACAUUUAUAUCACAGCCAACAGUCUUCCACUACACCUAUAUCACAGCCUUACAGCCAACAUUCUUCCACUACACCUAUAUCACAGCCUUACAGCCAACAGUCUUCCACUACACCUAUAUCACAGCCUUACAGCCAACAGUCUUCCACUACACCUAUAUCACAGCCUUACAGCCAACAGUCUUCCACUACACCUAUAUCACAGCCUUACAGCCAACAGUCUUCCACUACACCCUACAUCACAGCCAACAGUCUUCCACUACACCUAUAUCACAGGCCCUCCUAUACACAGCCUUACAGCCAACAGUCUUCCACUACACCUAUAUCACAGCCUUACAGCCAACAGUCUUCCACUACACCUAUAUCACAGCCUUACAGCCAACAGUCUUCCACUACACCUAUAUCACAGCCUUACAGCCAACAGUCUUCCACUACUACACCUAUAUCACAGCCUUACAGCCAACAGUCUUCCACUACACCUAUAUCACAGCCUUACAGCCAACAGUCUUCCACUACACCUAUAUCACAGCCUUACAGCCAACAGUCUUCCACUACACCUAUAUCACAGCCUUACAGCCAACAGUCUUCCACUACACCUACAUCACAGCCUUACAGCCAACAGUCUUCCACUACACCUAUUUGACAGCCUUACAGCCAACAGUCUUCCACUACACCUAUAUCACAGCCUUACAGCCAACAGUCUUCCACUACACCUAUAUCACAGCC
Molecule: messenger RNA, 3679 nt
Organism: Coregonus sp. 'balchen'
Lineage: Eukaryota; Metazoa; Chordata; Actinopteri; Salmoniformes; Salmonidae
Source: the annotation of a GenBank genome assembly